AAUGAUUUACAAUCAACUAAAACGUGAAUAGUAUUAGCUAAAGUCAAAAUACUGUUGAAGAAGUUGGAAAAUUUAAUGAUUGUUAUUGCUUUUAAAUCGUCUAGUAAUAUUAUACAUUUAAAACAUGCCGUUCAUGAAAGGUGCUGCUCCGAUACGGAGAACUAUACAAUAUUUGGAAGCUGGUAAGAUAGUGUUUAAAGACAGAAUUAAAAUCGUAUCAAUUCACUACAACACAUUGGGUGAAAACCAUCGUGGCACUCGAGAAUUUGUAUUUUGGCACCUCCCUCAAAUUCAAUUUAAAAAUCCAGACGUCCAAGUACUGACUCUUAAAAACAUGACACCGACACCAUUCAUAAGAUGUUUCAUGAAUAAUGGUAAAGAUGUGUUGAUUGAUGUUGAUAAUCGUGACAAAGAUCGAAUCCAUGAUCAUGUCUUAGAAGUUCUUGGAAAACCAAAAGAAACACUCCAAAUGGAAGCCAUGGCCAAAGAAAAAAAAGAUAAUAUGGCCAAUUUUGGAUACAUGUGUGAAAAACAUUGUAUGUGUGAAAUUUUUGGUCAAGUUCCGUGUCCAGCUGUUGUACCAUUGCCUAAAUCUUGGAGAGGCAAAUACAAAAAUGAGGAAUCGUAAUAUUUAACACUUGGUUUUAUGUAAAUAUUUUUUUUUUCGAUUUAUUAAUGUUUAGUCACAAUAAAAUGGAGUUUUCUCAUAAA
This is a messenger RNA of Rhopalosiphum padi (bird cherry-oat aphid), 711 nucleotides long. RefSeq names its product small ribosomal subunit protein mS25 (gene mRpS25). Gene Ontology annotation, molecular function: structural constituent of ribosome. The record is from RefSeq and is a predicted model, not a curated record. Gene Ontology annotation, cellular component: mitochondrion. The transcript has 2 exons. Lineage: Eukaryota; Metazoa; Arthropoda; Insecta; Hemiptera; Aphididae. The coding region runs from base 125 to 628 and encodes 167 amino acids.